GUGGGCGAUGGCACCAAGUACCAAGUCGAAGCAGCCAGAAGCGAUUCGAAGUGUACAAAAUGUUCAAACUGCUCGUCGCGAUGACGGUGUUAGCCGUGGUGGCCGCUCAGUCUUCCAUCGGAAGACCGAAGUGUUCUGAGAACGAGUCCUGGUCGAUAUGCGGACAUUUGUGCGAACCAUCUUGCGAACAUCCGAUAGUUACCCCUAGCUGGUGCGGUUUCUGGUUCUACCGCCCAUGCAAAGGAGAGUUUUACGGCUGCAGGUGUAAAAAUGGCUAUGUGAGGAACGAUAAAAAACACUGCAUUGAGGUAAAGGACUGUCCGCAUAAAUCAUAAUCCGAAGCGAUCUAAAGCGAUCUUAGUGCCAAGGGCUAUAGUACGAGAUUAUAUUGUAACAAACCGUGCAAUAAAUAUAUAAUCUUUGCAUAAUGAAAAAAGACGA
Molecule: messenger RNA, 441 nt
Organism: Megalopta genalis
Lineage: Eukaryota; Metazoa; Arthropoda; Insecta; Hymenoptera; Halictidae
Product: chymotrypsin inhibitor
Source: RefSeq, a predicted model, not a curated record